This is a messenger RNA of Dermacentor andersoni, 1683 nucleotides long. Its product is annotated as putative E3 ubiquitin-protein ligase UBR7. NCBI's taxonomy places the organism in Eukaryota, Metazoa, Arthropoda, Arachnida, Ixodida, Ixodidae. The record is from RefSeq and is a predicted model, not a curated record. Gene Ontology annotation, cellular component: cytoplasm. Gene Ontology annotation, molecular function: ubiquitin protein ligase activity; zinc ion binding.
CAUCUCUCCAUUCGUUUAAUGGCGGGAGCGUCUGUGGCGGGAGUUAUGGCGGACGACGGAAAAAUUUCGGAAAGUGCGCCUUCAACGUCGAUUGACCUGCAGGAUGAGAACAGUGUCACACUGCAGGACGUGCUCGACGAAGCGCAGGAGCUCGAGGAUGAUGCUGACGCCGUUUUGGGUGGCAGCGACGACAAAAACUGCACCUAUGACCAGGGCUACAUCAAGCGGCAGGCCCUGUACGCAUGCGGCACAUGUACUGGACCAGAUUCCCAGCCAGCAGGCGUCUGUCUAGCUUGCAGCUACGCAUGCCAUGAGGGACACAACCUCUACGAGCUCUACACCAAGAGGAACUUUCGCUGUGACUGCGGGAAUGCGUCCUUCCCCGCAAACAACCCAUGCCGUUUGUGCCCGAGAAAGGCCGUCCGCAAUGACGAGAACAAGUACAACCAUAACUUCCACGGAGUCUACUGCACAUGCAAGAGGCCGUACCCUGACCCUGACGAUGAUGUGGAAGAUGAAAUGUUACAGUGCGUCGUGUGCGAGGACUGGUAUCACGGACGGCACAUUGGAGGCGAGGUGCCAGCGAACCAGGACGACUCCGUCGGAGGCGACACGUCAGUGAACCACGGCUACUGCGAGGUUGUAUGCAACGGCUGCAUGAGCAAGCACCCUUUCCUUCGGUGGUACUUAGCGCACGAACUGUCGCUCUUGAAGAAGGAUGCAAGCUUGUGCGAGGAUGCCAUGGAAAAGAAGCAGGCAGAAGGAAGUUCAUCGGCUUUGGCAUCUACGGCGGAGAACGGGGUCAAAGUAGAAGGAAGCGUAGAAAACGGCGUGGCCACAUCUCACGAGAACGGCACCGAUGCAAUCAAAGAAGAGCGUCCCAACCAGCCAACCGAGGGAUCCAGUGGCUCUCGUGACGAGGUCAAGGUCGAGAAGCCGGCCGGACGAAGCGGCCUGCUCUCUUCAGUGUCGCAGUGCAUCCUGGAGCGCCUGCGGAGCAGCGUUGAUGAUGUGAAGGAGGAGCCUCGCAAUGAGUGUGCCUACUGGCCAUCCGGAUGGAGGUCACGAUUGUGCCACUGCAUACAGUGCUUGGCCAUGUACAACGAACAGCACUGCCUGUUCCUGUUGGACGAGGAGGACACGGUCCACUCGUACGAGGAGAAAGGGAAGGCAGCCCGUGCACAGGCACCUGCUGGUGACCCCCUCAUGUCGGCCCUGGGGACGUUGGGACGGGUCCAGCAGAUCGAAGCCAUUCAUGGCUACAACAAUCUCAAGACGGAGCUUGUGGACUUCCUGAAGAAGUUUGCGGACAACCGGAAGGUCGUGAGAGAAGAGGACGUUCGGGAAUUUUUCAGCGGAAUGGAAGCCCGCAAGCGCCGGAAGACAUCUGCAGUGCCGUAUUUUUGCCGGUAGAUGGGUGCCUCAUGUGGACUGCACUCUUGUGUUCAUUUGUGACUGAUGGCAACACACUGUUGCUUGUUCGUGUAACUCUCUGUUCAUGUACAUGCGUUUUAUCUUUGACAUUGAGUAAACCCCAGGACGCUGCUGCCCGUAGUGCAUGUUUCUGGGACGACAACUGUAUAUUUGCACCAGUGCAUGUCGUGCACGAAUGCAUGCGACAAAACGUGGCUGUGGCUGUGUAUAGUAGGAUGUCUGCAGAAAUAAAAAUGUUGUGUGCAAAGA